Papaver somniferum (opium poppy) is the source of this 3738-nucleotide messenger RNA. RefSeq names its product putative disease resistance protein RGA4. NCBI's taxonomy places the organism in Eukaryota, Viridiplantae, Streptophyta, Magnoliopsida, Ranunculales, Papaveraceae. The transcript has 2 exons. Gene Ontology annotation, biological process: defense response to other organism. Gene Ontology annotation, molecular function: ADP binding. The record is from RefSeq and is a predicted model, not a curated record. Bases 1 to 3615 code for a protein of 1204 amino acids.
AUGGAAGAGAUUCUUAUGAGCGGUGCAACAGGAAUCCUAAAAAAACUGGUGGGUGUUGUCUCCAAAGACAUCGGUUUGGCUUUGGAUGUCAACGAUGACUUGAAGAAGAUUCAAACAACCUCGGAAAUGAUUCUCGCUGUGAUUGCCGACGCGGAGAGGAGGCAAGAGAAGGAAGAACUUGUAAGACUUUGGUUACGAAGGCUCAAGGAUAUUGCUUAUGACGCUGAUGACGUGAUUGAUGAGUUCUGUUAUGAGGACAUGCGUCGCCGUGAUAGAGAGGAUAGCUUGACGCAUAAGGUAUUGAAUUUCACUUCAUCUUCAAACCCUUCACUUAUAUUUCGUUUCAAAAUGGCGAAAAAAAUCAAAGACAUAAACAAAAGAUUAAAUGAAAUAACCCAAGAUAUAGAUAAGUUUCAGUUACAAGUUACUGCACCUAUUCCUGAUGGUGAAAGUAAUGAACAACUGGACCGACAAGUCACUUCCCAUGUUAAUGAGUCAGAAAUCGUAGGAAGGGAGUAUGAUGAAUCCCAGAUAAUAAAACUUUUAACAACAGAUCCCAAAUCAUCAUCAUCAUCACCACCACCAGUUUUUGACAAUCCUAAUCAUUCUCUUGAAAAGGUUUAUGUAAUAUCCAUAGUGGGUAUGGGAGGGCUUGGGAAGUCAACACUUGCACAACUCGUUUACAAAAACGAGGUGGUAAAGAAACUGUUUGAGCCAACAAUGUGGGUUCAUGUAUCUGAAAUUUUUGAUAUUGAAAUCCUCUUAGUAAAAAUAAUGGAGUCUAUUACUCAAACUAAGUUCCAUAGGGUUUCAAAUUUCUGUGUGCUAGUAAAUAUAGUCCGAGAACAUUUAGAUGGGAAGAAAUAUUUGUUAGUACUGGACGAUUUAUGGAAUGAUGAUUCCGAGCAAUGGGAGUGCCUCAAGUCUGUGUUGCUUGUUGGUGCUCCAGGGAGUAAAAUACUGAUCACCACACGUAAUGACCGAGUUGCAUCUAUUGUUAGGGGAAGUAUUCCUCCUUACAAUUUGAGUCAAUUGCAAGAUGAUGCAUGUUGGUCUAUCAUCAAGCAAAGAGCCUUUUCUCCUGGUGGAGCAUUAAUUUCUCCAGAAAUGUCAGACAUAGGAAAAGAAAUAUCAAAAAAAUGCUGUGGUUUACCACUCGCAGCAAAAUUUCUUGGAAGUCUAAUGCACUUAAAAAAGAAAGGAAGUGAUUGGAUAUCGAUUAGAGAUGAUGAUAUUUGGAGUACUCCAGAAAGCAAAAGAAAGAUCUUACCUGUAUUAAAAUUGAGCUAUAAUAACUUGUCAUCUCAACUAAAGCAAUGUUUCUCUUAUUGCUCAAUCUUUCCCAAGAAUUGGGAGAUUAGCAAAGAAAUUUUGGUUCAUCUUUGGAUGGCAGAAGGAUUUGUCAAACAAUCUAAUAUAAAAAACAAAAGAUCCGCUGAAGACAUUGGACGUAAUUACUUCGAAAGUCUAGCGUGGAGCUCCUUUUUUCAUAAUUUCAAGAAGAACGAAUUAGGCGACAUCGAGACGUGCAAAAUGCACGAUCUUGUGCAUGAUCUUGCCGAAGAAGUUGGUGGGGAAAAUGAAUUGGCAGCUCUCAAGGCAAGUGAGUUUACAGAUGUUUCUAAAGUUCGUCGGUUGAGGUUAGAAUUAGAUGAAGAUAUAUCAAAAACAUUUCUGAAGAAGUUAAGUAACGCCAAGAAGUUGCGUACAAUAUUCGCCCCCGAAGGUUCUAACGUGGAUCCUCUUAUAUUUUCAAGAAAUAACAACUUACGUGUGCUUCAUGCGGGUCUUUCACCAAAUUUCUCUUUUCCAAAGUUGUCUUCUUUGAGUCUCAAUCUGAGACAUUUAAGGUACCUUCGCCUUAACUCUCUUGAUAUGAGGGAUGUAUCGAAUGGUCAGUCCAUUGGUAAACUUUAUAAUUUGGAGACGUUGGUAUUUACCAACUUCUAUGGUGUUCAAAAUCUGCUUACAAACAUUCAUUCUUUACAAAAAUUAAGAUAUCUUGAAGUCUCGUGGACGGUUAUGGAAGAGUUACCUGAUUCUGUCACAAGUCUUUGUAAUUUGCAAACGUUGGAUCUCAACAACUGCGAAUUAAAAGUCAUUCCUGAAUCCAUCUGUGGUUUGAAAAAUCUAACAUCUCUAAAUUUAUCUUUCAACCCUUUCGAAGAAUUACCCGUUUCUAUCAUCACCCUCUCCAGUUUGCAAACAUUAGAUGUCAACACCUGCAAAAAUUUAAAAGUCUUACCUGAGUUUGUGUCAGAUCUUUCCAAUUUGCAGAUAUUUGAUUUCAGAAACUGCCCAUUGUUAAAAGCAUUACCCAUAGAUUUUGGAUCAUUAACUCAGUUAAGGUCUCUUGACCUAGAAGGUACUGAAAUGACAGUGUUACCAGAGCCAUGUUCUAAUCUUGAAAAUCUUGAGUUUGUGAAUCUUUCCCUUUGUGAGUCUCCCAAAGAUGUAAAGAAUUGGGAAAAAGUUAGAAAAUUUUAUCACAAUCCGCUGGGAAACCCCACAAUAUUGGGCAUAGGAAAACUAGUUUGCCUUGAAGAGUUGUAUUACAUGGUUCCAGAAAAACAACCUGAAUGUAACGUUGGUAUUCAAGACUUGGGAAACCUAAACAUGCUCGAGACGCUAGGCAUUUGGGGUCUUCAGAACGUGAAAGACAGAAUGGAUGCUGAAAGGGCAAAUUUGAAAGGAAAACAGAAUCUUCUUGGAUUGGCACUAUUCUGGGAUGAAAUAGAAGAAGAUCCGCUGCAGAUGACGUGUAAUGAUCUCCAAGUAUUUGAAGCUCUACAACCUCCCAUUGGUUUGGUGUCCUUGAGAAUAGAGAACUUCAUCGGUUCGGAGCUUCCGACGUGGAUGUGUGUUCCAUCUGGUUUCCCAAGUUUGGAUACGUUAGUACUUCAAAACUGCAAAGGAAUUAAACAACUUCCAGCAGCUAUUGGUCAGCUCCCGCGUCUUUUGCAACUUACUCUGGGAGGAAUAUCUUUGAAGAGAUUGGAUAUAGGUGGAUUUUGUUCGUUAAUUUGGCUCGAUCUUGCUGAUAUGUUCCUUCUAGAAGAGUUGUGUGAUCCCUAUCCGUGUCUUGAGAUUUUGGUUAUUAAUGGCUGCAAAAGUUUGUCCAGAAUCCCUUGGUUUCCUUGUUUGAAACAGUUGCAGGUGGAGAACAUCAAUCUCAAGUUAGUCAGCUCAAUUUGUAGAAGCCAUACCUCUCUCACGAAGGUUCUUUUAAACAGGAUAGAGGAGCUUAUAUUCUUCCCAGCAAGCAUACUCCGACACAACUGUAAUCUUCAAGAACUGAAAAUCGAGGAGUGCAAUCAGUUUCAGGGAUUUCUAGUAAAGGAUGAUGAGAACGAGUCUCCUAACUUCCAUACUGCUUCUCUUCAAAGAUUGGUUUUGUUGGAAUGCCCGGUUCUUAAGUUUCUUCCAGAUUUACCAAGAUGGACUUUUCUAAAGGGAUUAACCAUUUUCAAUUGUCCCUACGUGAAGGAGUCCUUGACCUAUGAUCUCAAAUCCCUCACUUUUCUUCAAUACAUGUGGGUUGAUUUUAUUCAAAGAGACGAGCAACGAGGAGAUCCAUCUGUUUAUCACGAUAUGAUCAAUUUGAUGAAUAAGUAGCAGCGUUGGCUAACAAACUCGAAUUUCUCCAACAGAUUGGAGAGGAAGGGUAGCUCCGAAAGACUUCGGGAAUUAGUUGAAGCUGAAGAAGCUACUGCCUCGACUUCAACUUCAACUCCUUCG